Molecule: messenger RNA, 603 nt
Organism: Ixodes scapularis (black-legged tick)
Lineage: Eukaryota; Metazoa; Arthropoda; Arachnida; Ixodida; Ixodidae
Exons: 5
Coding region: 4-603 (199 amino acids)
Biological process (GO): symbiont-mediated perturbation of host defenses
Molecular function (GO): amine binding
Source: RefSeq, a predicted model, not a curated record
ACGAUGCUGAGAAUAGCGGUAGUUGCAGUUUUAUGUUGCGUCGGAAUCGGAGCAAUAUCUUCUUCGCAAAACACUACAAAGCAUCGUUAUCAAGAAUUGAAUCCUAAUCUUUCAGCGUAUCAAGAUGCUUGGAAGUCAAACACCGACAACGCGUCGUACGUGCUGGCGUAUCGCACUUUCCAAGAUCUUCCAUGGAUGCAUAUUCUGAGUUGCGUGACUGGAACAUUAAUAGCCAAACAUAGCAACAACCGAACCGCAAUACACCGGCUAGACUACUAUAAUACGAAAAAAGGAAAAUGGGAAGGUCAUAAGGUGCUUACAAAGUUUAGUGCCACAAGAGGCUAUAAAGUUCCUAACCUAAUGCGCAUAUCAUCAUAUGACAACAAAACUGAUCAAGGAAGGCUUUACUGGACCUUGUAUUCUGAAUACGGCUCUUGCAACAUCGUCAGAGUUCCACGUAACCGCGGCUGCGAGCUGUGGGUGAAGAAAGGCUUGCAAGACAACAUAUCAAGCUGCUGUUGGUUCAUAUAUAAAUCCUACUGUGGAAAUGAGAACUACCAAGUUUACAAUACCACGUACUGCGAACGCCAGGCAUGCGAGUGA